This is a messenger RNA of Saprolegnia parasitica CBS 223.65, 1206 nucleotides long. RefSeq lists its product as hypothetical. The coding region runs from base 1 to 1206 and encodes 401 amino acids. The transcript has 6 exons. Gene Ontology annotation, molecular function: metal ion binding; lipid binding. NCBI's taxonomy places the organism in Eukaryota, Oomycota, Saprolegniomycetes, Saprolegniales, Saprolegniaceae. The record is from RefSeq and is a predicted model, not a curated record.
AUGCCCGACGUCAAGACCCGGCAGUAUGUGCGCACGCAAAUCAGGUCGUCGCCCGUGUUUCGCCAUCCGUCACCGCUCUUGCCGGACGAAGAAGACCAUCUUCUGGAGCUUGCUCAGCGCACGUUCGACACGUUCCUCGCUGUCGCAGGCUCGGGCGCGACGCGGGAAGCGCGGAGCGUCUGCUACCAUGACUCGGCAACCGUAGCCGCGGACCUUUCUGAGGUCGAGUCGGUCCUUGCCAACCUCACGGACGUGCACAUUACGGACGCCAUGGACGGGUACGCGGGUGGUCUUCUGGGCUCGACGAUCCUUCACGUCGUCGCUUCGACACCCGAGAUGCACGUUGUUGUGCGCUGGUUUGCGUGCGAGUGCUCAGCGCUCGUGCACCACCGCGACUUUUGUGUCCUCGAGAUGCAAAAGCAUCUCACGUUGCCCUCUGGCCACAAGGCGUGGGCACUCGCACAGCACUCGGUGCGCAUUCCUAGCUGCCCCGACCUCAAACACGCCCUCAACUUUGUACGCGGGUCGCUCUACCACUCGGGGGUCCUGGUGUCCGAAACCGACACGCCCGGGCGCCUCGACGUGUACCAGCGCUUUGAAUUUGAUCUCAAGGGCACAGCGCCGCGCUGGCUGGCCAAGCACACGAUUAAAGCUGCGGCACUCGACUUUACAAAGAUCGAAGCGCACAUUCGCGAUCUGCGACGCCAAGAAACGGCACUCUCGACGUUUCAAAGCAUGACGCCAACAGAGACGUGUGCCGAGUGCUCACUCUGUGCGACGAAAUUCCAUGUUCUCAUGAAGAAGAUCAACUGCCACCUUUGCGGCCAGGUCGUCUGCAGCAAGUGCCACUCGGCCAAGCGCCAGGGCUGCGUCGCUUGCAUUGAAGACCCCUUUGACAUGGUCGACGAUCUCACAGCGUCCUCUUCGCGCCGCGACUACGCCCCUGCGCUGGCCAUGGAGUCGUCCAAGUCGAUGCUAGACGCCAUGACGUCGAGCUUGCGGAGCGAAGACUUGACACCGGACUUGGCCGACUUUACCUUGAGCACGACGUAUUUAACCGCUUCCGGCGUUUCGACGAGUCGACUGUCCGACUCGACGCGGACACUCGACCUCAAGCACACGUUGGCGACCGAGCCCCACGAGCUCGCGAUCGAGCCCCGCGCGAGCUUUCGGCACACAUGGCUGGGCAAAAAACUAUUGCGCUGA